Messenger RNA from Polyodon spathula (Mississippi paddlefish), 1214 nucleotides. It is a transcript of the gene p3h3, whose product is annotated as prolyl 3-hydroxylase 3. Bases 36 to 1214 code for a protein of 392 amino acids. Gene Ontology annotation, molecular function: procollagen-proline 3-dioxygenase activity; iron ion binding; L-ascorbic acid binding. NCBI's taxonomy places the organism in Eukaryota, Metazoa, Chordata, Actinopteri, Acipenseriformes, Polyodontidae. Gene Ontology annotation, biological process: collagen metabolic process. The transcript has 11 exons. Gene Ontology annotation, cellular component: endoplasmic reticulum. The record is from RefSeq and is a predicted model, not a curated record.
CGACCUUCCUGCUCUUCUACCCUGCGGAUGAGCCCAUGCUGGAGAACCUGCAGUACUACCUCAAGACUGCCGGGGGUGAUGCGAGACAGGCUGUCACUGCAAGAAAGGAAAUCUCAGCUUUUGUGAACCAGUCUCUUGGAGAAAAAAAAUUACUUUACUUUGGAGUUGAAAACCUUGGAAUUACAUUCAACGAUCCGGAUUUGUGGACCCCGGAAUCUGUCAUCCCAGAAUCAAUAUUGGAAGAGUGGAGAUCUGAGAAGGAUAAAAAGCGAAGAAGCGAGAAAAAAGAGAACAAGGGAGAUCAAGCUGACUUCAUUGAAGGUGGCGCUCUCCCUCUCCCUGGUGUCUCAGUCUCUCAGGACUCUCUCUCUCUGAACGGGUCUCUCCGCUCAGUUCUGGACGGCGUUCUGAACCUAGAAGAGUGCGGCGCCAUCCUUAGGCUGGCUAAGGCCGCAGCGGCGUCAGGUGACGGCUACCGGGGGCGACGGUCUCCCCACACCCCCCACGAGAAAUUUGAUGGUCUGACCGUGUUGAGAGCUCUCAGGCUGUCUCAGGAGGGCUCUGUCAGGCAGUCAGAUGCCCGUUUGUUCUUUGAUGCUGGUGAACGUGCUCGGCUCCUCCUCCAAUCAUAUUUCAACAGCCCCUCCCCCCUGCACUUCUCCUUCACUCACCUGGUGUGCAGAGCAGCCGUGCCAGGGGAGCAGGAGGGCAGGGUUGAUCUCUCUCACCCAGUCCACGCUGAUAACUGCCUCCUUGAACCCGAGACCAGGCAAUGCUGGAGAGAACCACCAGCCUACAUACACCGGGAUCUCAGUGCGAUCCUGUAUCUUAAUGAAGAUUUCGAAGGAGGAAAUUUCUUCUUCAGUGACCUAGAUGGCAAAACAGUCACAGCAGAGGUCUCUCCUCGCUGUGGGCGUCUUCUCGGCUUCACCUCGGGCUCGGACAAUCCUCAUGGGGUGCGAGCCGUCACUAGGGGGCAGCGCUGCGCUCUUGCUCUGUGGUUCACUCUGCAGGAGACUCAGGCCGACCAGGAGCGGAAGGAAGCAGAGUCAAUUUGGACAGAGAUUCUGGAGGAAGAUGGAAGGAGUGUGGGAGAGGAGGAGGAGGAGGCAGGGAGCAAAGACUCCAUCCCACAGCCCCCCCGCUCUGGGAGACUGAGAGAGGGAGCAAGAGAAAGGAGGAGAGAGAGAGUAGGGUGGAGAGAUGAGCUGUGA